GCCUGUAGAUUUGAACAUAGUGUAAGACUUAAUCUAUUCUAUGACCGUGAUAUGGGGGCAUUUGUCUUCUGUUCAGAUGAAGGACGUGCUCUCUGUCGGAAACUACUCCAAGAGACUAUGCCAUUUGACACUCAUGACUACCAGCUCGAAGUCAUAACGCACAUGCUGGAUGGCGAGGAUGUCCUAUGCACGACGGCUACAGGAUCCGGGAAGACAGACGCCUUUAUUCGACUCAUGCACGUCAUUAUAGCGCUGUCCAAAAACCCAUCACUCGCACCUGGCAAAAACUUCCCCCCUGAUCCUGCAAUGCUUGCAAUAUGCCCGACAAAAGCACUUGAGUAUGACUUGGCGGAAAAAAUGACCCAAGCUAAACUCACGAACGUCGUCAUUAACCAAGACACUGUCGCUGCAGCACGCAAAGCAAGCAACGAUAAUUCCAGCCUAUUCAAAAAGGUCUGUGAAGGGACUGCGAUUAUUCUGCUGUCUCCAGAGCAGCUCGAAUCAUCGGGUUUCCGGUCAGUUGUGGAUAACAAGGCAUUUGCGGCACGCUUAUGUGUCAUGGUUGUUGACGAGGCUCACCUUAUUGACCUCUGGGGUUUAUCUAUCCGGCCAUCAUACAAAAAGAUAGGCUGGAUGCGCUCUCGUGCAGGACGGCACAUUCCGGUGCUUGCUGUAACUGCCACGCUGCAAAAAAAAUCAGAGGCAGAGGUCCUUGGAUUCUUGGGCUUUCGUAGGGGACAUUACCAUGUCGUACGGCGGUCAAAUUUGAGGAGUGAUGUACGCAUUAUCUUCCGCAUAGCCAAGUCGGGCAUCAGUGGAACUCAGUUCCCAGAGCUCCGGUGGAUCCUCGAUUGCACCAAUAACUCUCUCAUCUUCGUACCUACUGUCCAUAUGGCAUUCCGUGUGCACGCCUACCUGCUUGAACAGGCCACAAAGACACCAGGCAGGCACGAGUACAUCUGUCUGUACAACUCAGCCAACUUCACCAACCAUAACAACAAAACAUUGGAUUACUUACGUGACGACUCAUCCGCAACCCCUCGCAUCAUCGUUUCGACUGCAGCCCUCACCAACGGAGUCGACCCUCCAAAUAUUGGAUGUGUCGUUGUCUUCCCUCAACCUGCUACAAGUGACGAGUUGCUUCAGAACUUUGGGCGAGCCAAUCGCAAACGAAACUUUGCAGAUGCGCGAGGCAUUGUUUAUGUGUCGAAGGAUGCUGUUCAGACAGCAAAGCGAAUAGUCAGCCAAGGCAACACCACUGAAACAACAAAAGAUACCAUGCAAACAAAAGAUACCAUGCAGGGCAUCCUUUAACUCCGUCGUCACAGUUUCGUUCUUGCUGCUGGUUGCGAGUGGGUGGAUUUUAUUGGGUCGAAUGGGAAGCUGGAGUUUGGCACCUCGUGUGCGGAAGAGUAUGGAGACAUGUUCCUGGUACGACGAGAACUCUGGAACAUAUUUCGUGAGCACCUGGAGCCAGUGGAGUGUGAGCACGGUGUCGAGGUGAGACUGGUCAAUGGCAUCAAGAUAGUCUUCCACUUUAGCAGACGUUCGCUUGUUCUCGUCCAAGAGACGGCUCUUGGCGGACAUGUCAAAGGCGAGAAUGUCAAUAUCCUCCAAUUCAAUGUAGGUACCAGCGAGACCAAUGUUCAUGGUGUUAGAGCGACCGAUACGAGAAUCACGCUGCCUUAGGUAAUUCUGGACGUUGUCGAUCACAAGAACACCUCGUUUUGUCAAAUGUUGACCGAGCAAGCGGGUUUCAUCAGCUUCUC
Messenger RNA from Suillus clintonianus, 1769 nucleotides. Its product is annotated as P-loop containing nucleoside triphosphate hydrolase protein. Gene Ontology annotation, cellular component: nucleus; cytoplasm; chromosome. The transcript is spliced from 2 exons. NCBI's taxonomy places the organism in Eukaryota, Fungi, Basidiomycota, Agaricomycetes, Boletales, Suillaceae. The record is from RefSeq and is a predicted model, not a curated record. The coding region runs from base 52 to 1314 and encodes 420 amino acids. Gene Ontology annotation, biological process: double-strand break repair via homologous recombination. Gene Ontology annotation, molecular function: four-way junction helicase activity; ATP binding; nucleic acid binding.